CAGUACAGAGUACUAGCACGCUAUACCAUUACUCUCUAAUGCCGAUACAUACAAUUUGAUAAUCGAUCAUCUUAUCAUUUCAUGGGAAAGUGCACUCAUAGAUUUCUAGGUUUGCGCGAUAAUUAUCAUCGUGUACGAGAGUUACUUAUCGGACAUUGCCUCUCGCAUUAUCACUACAGUGCGGGCACUAUAACACACAAACCGCACGCCAAUCUCCUUCACCUACUUGUUUGCUUCAUCUGUAUGUAGUUGCUAUUCUUAUUUUAUGAUACUGUUUUGCUGGUUUGUUAGCUUGUUUAGGUUUUUCUGAUUUCCGAAGUAUUUCGUUAAGGAAAAUGAUCAAAUUAUCUAGGAUUUAUUUCCGUACGCCGUGGAAAUUUGAAAAUGCAGCGGGUCGUCGACGUUUAUCAGUCCUGAAUAAAGCACGCUGGAUGCCGUUCACAAAAGGUCCAGACGAUAUCAUGACCGAAACUUUCAACCAGAUGGGUUACAGCGUCGACAUUCUAGACCCAUACACCGCGUACUUCCUCCACAAAAUGCGGAAGCCCACCCAACCAGUCGCUGAUCUGGGCUGCGGUUUUGGAAUCGUUACCAAGCAUCUGCUCAACGCCGGCGCCACGGUUAUUGCCAACGACAUCUCCAGAGCGCAUUUGGCGGAAGUGGAAGACAGCGUCCCGCGUGAACAGCGCUCCCGUUUGACUAUCGUCCACGGGGAUGCCAGUCAGCUGGACUUCCCGGCAAACAGCCUCAGCGGAAUCAUGGCAGGCCGAUGGGUGCAUUUCCUCACCAGCCCCGAAGCGUACUUUGACUUCUUCCAUCGAGCACUCAGAUGGUUGGAACCCGGUGGGAGUUUAUGUGUAACGGUGCACACGAUGAAGGCAUGGAGUCCACCGGAGGUCUGUGCGGCGUAUGAGAUUAAGCGCGCCAGUGGGAUGGCGUGGCCGGGAUGGGUGUCGCGGGAGAUGAAGUGGGAAGGGCUGCGGGAUCGCUUGCCGGAUCGGGGAUAUGCGUUUCGUUUGGAGGAACUGAAAGGUUUGGUGGAGGAAAUCGGGUUCCAUGUGGAGAAGUGCGGGUUGUAUGGGUUGCGCAUACCGGCACAUCCGCCGGAGCGGCAGGUGGAGCUGGCGCCGAAUAAUACCAUUGGUAUUGUGGCAAGUAAAUCUAUUUCGCUUACGUAAUCUGUUUCGAUUUUGGACACUAAUCCAAAUUGUACAUGCUAGUUUCUGGCACAUUGUUAUUGUCAUCGGUAAUUGUUGCGUUGUGUCGCGUGCGCGCACUCUGAUAUUUUUCUCUGUCGUUUCCUGCGUUUUAUCUUUUGUGUUUAGACUUAUUAUUGGAAAUAGUGCAACUGCAAGAGUCAUUGCUCCAAAUUCCGUUUUUAAAAGGCCCCAUAUUUGACGUAAUAACUGUA
Molecule: messenger RNA, 1411 nt
Organism: Paramacrobiotus metropolitanus
Lineage: Eukaryota; Metazoa; Tardigrada; Eutardigrada; Parachela; Macrobiotidae
Exons: 1
Coding region: 336-1178 (280 amino acids)
Source: RefSeq, a predicted model, not a curated record